Molecule: messenger RNA, 516 nt
Organism: Helianthus annuus (common sunflower)
Lineage: Eukaryota; Viridiplantae; Streptophyta; Magnoliopsida; Asterales; Asteraceae
Product: glycine, alanine and asparagine-rich protein-like
Exons: 1
Coding region: 1-516 (171 amino acids)
Molecular function (GO): nucleic acid binding; zinc ion binding
Source: RefSeq, a predicted model, not a curated record
AUGAAGAAGUUAUCAUUAAACCCAACUGAAAAGACCGAGACGCAUGCUAAGUCGUCUGGUGACAAGAAGAGGAAGCAUUCAAAUCUGAACCAAGCAACCCGCAGCAACAACAAGGGUUUGAAUAACAAGAAGCGUGACACUAACCCACCUAGGGAGGCAAAAACCUUCGCAGCUGCAAAUGAGUCUGGAGCUAAGAAAUAUCAGGGCACUCUGCCCAAGUGUAACCGUUGUGGCUUUCACCAUGUGGGAAACUGUCGCGUUGGGAAGUGCGAGAACUGCGGAAAGUCAGGCCACCGUACCGAAGAUUGUUGGGGUAAAGGUAUUGGAGGCCGCAAUGGUAAUGGUAAUAGGAACGGGAAUGGAAACCGUAACGGUGCUGGUAAUGGGAACGAUGGUGGAAAUGGAAAUGGCAAUGAUAACCGGGUUGGGAAUGAAGCUGGGCGAAACCAAGGAUGCUUCAGCUAUGGAAGCAAUGAGCAUUUCAUGAAAGACUGCCCAAAGAGAAACACUGCUUAG